Ziziphus jujuba (common jujube) is the source of this 2763-nucleotide messenger RNA. Its product is annotated as protein ENHANCED DISEASE RESISTANCE 2. The transcript is spliced from 22 exons. Lineage: Eukaryota; Viridiplantae; Streptophyta; Magnoliopsida; Rosales; Rhamnaceae. The coding region runs from base 329 to 2575 and encodes 748 amino acids. Gene Ontology annotation, molecular function: lipid binding. The record is from RefSeq and is a predicted model, not a curated record.
CUGCGUCGACCAACUUUCCCGGUUGGAAGUUAAAAAAAAAAAAAAAGAAAAAAAGAAAAACGAUGGAGAAACACUAACCAAAAAUAGACCAAAAAAAAAAAAAAAAAAAAAAAAAGAAGAAGAAAAAGGGCUUGAAUGUUGGAGCAGAGUCUCCAUCCUCCCCCUUCCCUUUCUUCAUCUGCCUCUUGUCUCUGUCUCUCUGUAUUCAUUUAAUUUUUUUUUUUUUUUUUUUUUUUUUGGGGGCGGAGAUUGAAGUAAGAGCUUUGAAUCCAGAGAUAGGAGGUGGGAGAUUAUUAUUCUAAUAAUAAUAAUAUAGUAAUCUACGACAAUGGAAGCGGCGUCGUUGAAGAAGGGAGGGAGCGAGAGAUCGGAGGGGUCGCAGAACAGCGGAGGAGGAGGAGGAGAUGAGAGAAAUAUAUUUGAAUAUUUUGGAUGGGUUUACCAUUUGGGCGUGAAUUCCAUUGGGCAUGAUUUCUGUCACCUCCGAUUCCUAUUCAUUCGAGGCAAGUACGUCGAGAUGUACAAGCGCGAUCCUCAUGAGAAUCCUGGCAUUGAUCCUAUCAGGAGAGGUGUUAUCGGGCCCACAUUUAUGGUGGAAGAGCUAGGACGUCGAAGGUUCAACAUUAGUGAUUUAUACGUUCUACGAUUCUACAAUCGUUUGGAUGAAACAAAAAGGGGAGAGAUUGCUUGUGGUACGGCCGGAGAAGCACGGAAAUGGAUGGAAGCAUUUGAUCAGGCCAAGCAACAGGCUGAGUAUGAGCUUCAAAGAGGAGGUGGCACCAGAACCAAAUUGAACAUGGAGGCUGAGAUCAAUCUGGAUAGACAUCGACCUAGAGUAAGGCGCUAUGCAUAUGGGUUGAAGAAACUUAUAAGAAUUGGGCAAGGCCCAGAGUCCCUUUUGCGCCAUGUCACAAACGUGGUUGCUAAUGCUCAGUCAGAUAGGUACUAUGAGAGGGACGUUAGUGAUGCAACUGAGGCACAUGAGUGGAAAUGUGUUCAAACAAUAAAUGGUGUUAGAAUCUUUGAAGAUGUUGCUGAGUCCCAGAUUGGUAAAGGUGUUCUUGUGAAGGCUGUUAGUGUUGUGGAUGCAAGUGCAGACACUACUUUUGAAGUGCUUUUAAGCCUUGAACGACAUCAGAGAUAUGAGUGGGAUAUGCUGACUGGUGAUUUGGAGAUGGUAGAUCCUUGUGAUGGGCACUAUGAUGUUGUCUAUGGGACGUAUGAUCCUAAAUACGUUACUCGGUGGCAAUCCAAAAGAGAUUUUGUCUUCUCUAGGCAAUGGUUUCGUGGACAAGAUGGAACAUAUACAAUCUUGCAAUUUCCGGCCAUACAUAAGAAGAAGCCUCCGAGAUCUGGAUAUCGCCGUACCAAAAUUAAUCCAUCAACUUGGGAAAUCAGAGAUUUGAACACAUCAAUGGGUUCACAUACUCCAAGGUGUGUUGUGACACAAACGCUAGAGAUACAUUCAGCAGGCUGGUUUAGAUGGAAGAAAAAUCACUGCUCAAAGUUUGAAAAGAGUGUGCCUUAUGCAUUAUUGUGCCAAGUGGCAGGACUUAAGGAAUUCAUUGCAGCAAACCCUCCACUCAAAUUUGAAUCUGCCGCUACAGUUGUCCAUUCAAAAGUCUCUGAAGUUUCUGUUUCCAAUGGAGAAUAUGAGGAUGCAGAAGUGCAGGAUCAAUUCUUUGAUGCUACAGAUUCAUCAUCAGAAGAGGAAGAUAGUGACGAAAAUGAAGUAACAGACAAGAAGGAUGCUAGGGUGAAGCUGAAGAAUGUUUCGUGGGCCAUCUCAAGCUUGGCUCUGAAGAAAACUUCAGCACCAGAUGCAAAUAAGGAAUUGGAUCCACAUGCAAAUCCUAUAGUAAUUGAUUCAAGCCAGUUCAAUGGUUCCCUACACAAAGGAAAGGAUGAGACUGACGUGAACUGCUGGACUGCACCAAGUGGUAAGGGAUUUAUGAUCAGAGGAAAGAAUUACCUAAAAGACCAUUCAAAGGUAACGGGAGGAGAUUCCCUUCUCAAGCUCCUGGCAGUUGAUUGGUUAAAAGCUGAUAGAUGCAUAGAUAGCAUUGCACUCCAUCCUAAGUGUAUUGUUCAGUCUGAAGCAGGGAAGAGGCUUCCAUUCAUGCUUGUCAUUAAUCUCAUGGUUCCAGCUAAGCCAAAUUACAAUUUGAUCCUUUACUAUGCUGCGGACAGACCUUUAAAUCCAGAUUCUUUGUUGGCAAAAUUCGUCAAUGGAAGUGACUUGUAUCGAGAUUCAAGAUUCAAACUAAUUCCAAGUAUUGUUGAGGGAUAUUGGAUGGUCAAGCGUGCUGUUGGAUCAAAAGCUUGCCUGCUUGGGAAAGCUGUAACUUGCAACUACCUCAGACAAGACAAUUUUCUGGAGAUCAAUGUGGAUAUUGGAUCGUCAUCUGUUGCAAGAGGUGUUAUUGGCCUUGUCUUGGGAUAUGUCACAAGCAUAGUAGUUGACCUGGCAAUUUUGAUAGAGGCAAAGGAAGAGGCAGAGUUGCCCGAAUACAUUCUUGGGACAGUCCGAUUAAGUCGUGUUAAGCCUGAUUUGGCUGUACAAUUCAAGGUUUGAAGUUGUUUUUAACCUCGUAUAGAAAUUUUCUUUGUCUUGGUUACAGUAGCCACCUGUGAAUGGGUCCAUAUAUUCCAAUGAUUUUCAACGGUCUAAUAUAGAUUGUAAGGUUUUCAUUGAUGGAUGUGACAUGCAUGUUACAAGUUAUAUAUAUGAUAAAAAAGCCUCUCUUUUUUUCCUCUCCAAAA